This is a messenger RNA of Emiliania huxleyi CCMP1516, 1273 nucleotides long. RefSeq lists its product as hypothetical. The transcript has a single exon. Lineage: Eukaryota; Haptophyta; Isochrysidales; Noelaerhabdaceae. The record is from RefSeq and is a predicted model, not a curated record. Bases 1 to 1020 code for a protein of 339 amino acids.
AUGUCGACGACCCAAGACCUCCUGCUCGCCUCACCGGACCUCGACACACAGCUUGUGCUCGGAUUGCUGCAGGCGGUGGCGUGGUGGGUCAUCACCCGCACUCUUGGAGCUCUCAUUGCCCAGUCCUUUAGCACAAAACCGUGGCGUGAUCGGUGGCUCGCUCUGUGCAAGAGCACAAACGAGCGGUCCUACGGCGUCUUCUUUGACGAUGAUGUGGAGCACUUCCACAUGGCAACCAACAUGCUCGCCGUCGGGUUCCAGCACGCCGUCGGCGGUGCGCUCUGUCUGCCGUCGGCGCUCGGCUUCGCCUCUCCGCUUGCCUUUGCCCUGGCACGGCACGGCGCACUCUGCGAAGUUGGGUGGGAGCUGCAAGACGUUGCUGUUCGGCUGACACAGCUGUUGUUCGGCGGCAAGGUCGGCCGCGCACGCAACCCAGCCGGUCUCCUCCUCAUCCUCGGCAUCCACCACGCCAUGGCGCUCUCGCUCGUCAUUCCGGUCAACGUGUUUUACCCCCAACACCGCGGGAUCCACGAAAUGGUCUUCCUUCUGCAAGGCGCAGCCGCUGUCGCCAUGUUUGCCCAGAAUUAUGGCUACACGUUGGACAUCCAGACCAGGCGCGGGCUGCGCGCGAUGAAGGCAAACGUCCUCGUCGUGUGGGCCGUGAUCCUCUGGUCGCGCGUGCUUCGCUUCGCGUGGGUCUUCUCGGUCAUCCUGCGCGAGAUUGUGGAGGAUGGCAACCUGGCACUCUCCGCCGUUGGCGCGGCGGUGGUGCUCGCCAUGUCGUACGUCAACUAUAUCUUCUUUGCCGACGCCACCAAGAAGAUGCUGAAAUUCGGGCGAAUGCGCCCCCCGUCGCCAGACUCGCCCGACGCCAAGCGGCGGCUCUCCGAGGCGGCUGCGCUCGCGCAGGGCGCCUUUGGAGCGACGCGCACGAGCGCCACGCUUCAACGGUGGGCGUCGGGCGAGGAGGACCCGGCAGCGGCGGCGCAGAGGCUUGGAGAGGAGAAGAAGGAGAGGUAGUCCACGAGCGAGCGCUGCCGGGCUGCCCUGCGAGACCUGUCUCUCUGUGGUUUCACUGUGUGACAAGAGUCGAUGUGCGGCGCCGCCGCCGGUGCCCCAGUGUGCGCAGCGGCGCCCGCCAGUUUAGUAAGUCUGGUCAAAGUACAAAGAGAGAGGGGUGGGCGCGGUAUGAACUGUGAGCGCGGCGCCUGAGCGCUCUGCGCUUGGCGUGCGCCCGCAUUUUCGAAAUACGAAAAGAGUUCGCAAGCAAAAA